Fusarium redolens is the source of this 2050-nucleotide messenger RNA. RefSeq lists its product as uncharacterized. The record is from RefSeq and is a predicted model, not a curated record. NCBI's taxonomy places the organism in Eukaryota, Fungi, Ascomycota, Sordariomycetes, Hypocreales, Nectriaceae. Gene Ontology annotation, biological process: regulation of DNA-templated transcription. Gene Ontology annotation, molecular function: zinc ion binding; DNA-binding transcription factor activity, RNA polymerase II-specific. The transcript is spliced from 8 exons. Bases 33 to 1928 code for a protein of 631 amino acids.
CUACAAUUCAUCAACCACUCUCAAAGAACUGCAUGGCAGACCGAGACGAAAGCAGUCCUGCCGUUGAGGCACACGGCUCAGAUGAAGGCCCACCUUCAAAGAGACAAAGAGGCUUCAUCGCCAGACAGGCAUGUGAAUAUUGUCGUCAGAAAAAGACAAGAUGUGAUGAAGAUUUUCCAUGUGGACUUUGUAAAUCUCUUGGUAUUCAAUGCCGUUUCACUCAAAGAAAAGCAACACGAAAUGAAGCUUCUAUGGGAAUGAUUGUCAACAUCCUCCGUCGCAUCGAAGGUAAAAUCGACGACUCAAGACCCCACGAUCCUAACCCUACAGAACAUCGCUCAAUCGCCACCGUCUUACGACCCUUCAACCCCAGAUCUCCUGCAAACUCAAGUGAAGUCCUCGGCGUUCCAUCCUUUCUCCGCCACGAAACCAUCGACUCACCAGCACCAAAUGAUCCCAAUCCCGCUAUCUCCUUUAGCGCACAUCAAGUCCUAUUCUGGCCCGCCAUUCAAUCAGCUCUUCCAGAAUCUGUAAAGUUAAUGUGUCAGAUGCAAGGCGGUACCUACUCAACAAGCCUCGAAUCUUCGCGGCCGAAACUUCCGCACGCUGCGUCUGUGGAUAUUUCAUCAGAUUGGCUUUCCAAGUUAAGUAUUGCGACGUUGAAGCAGUUAUCUGAUGUUUAUUUCACGACGUUUAACCUUGCAAAUCCGAUACUGGAUCAAAAGACGUAUUUUCAGCGAACGCUUGGUGUUGCCAUUGAUGGGAACUUUGGGAUUUGUAUAGAGAGCUGUAUUGUUCUUGUUGUCAUGGCUCUUGGCUCGAUGGGGCAGAAAGCGCUGCAAGAAGCUGGGUUUGCGGCGACGCCGGCGUCCAGUCCGUAUGUUGGACAAGAAGGGGAGAUGCCGGGGUUGGACUUUUUUAAUGAGGCUAGGAAACGGUUUGGUUUUUUGAUGUGCGAGCAGGAUCUACAGGCUUGCCAGUUCUAUCUUCUAUCAGGAUUGUUCUACGCUGAGGCUUUGAGACCUGUGGAUUGGUGGGCCAUGCUCAGCAAAGCGAGCGCAUGCAGCGCAUACUUCUGGAACAACGCAUCGCGAGACCGUGACGAGUGGAUGCUAGACAUGCAAUCCCGUCUCUUCUGGAUAACAAGCAUGUUCGAAGCUGUUCUAUCCCAGGAACUAAACCUUCCACCGAGUAACUCCCUGCAUCUUGAAGAACACAUCGCUCUACCAAAGUUUAUCUCCGCUCAAGACAUUGCAUCAUUUGGAUCGUUUCGAUAUCCGGGUGAUGAUCCGUUUUUUCACUACCACUUUUUAUCGCAGCUUGCGCAUCGACUUAUCUUGACGAGAGCGAGGAAUAACUUGUUUCAUUUUAAUCCGACUGCGGAUUAUCCGCCUGAACCUGUUGAGGAUGAACUUAUUCGUCAGCUGGAACAGUGGCGGGAACGGUUACCUCCUAUGCUUCAGUUUGAUCCGAAAUCCCCUUUGACGCAGGCUGAGUCUCCUUCCGAUGCGCUCGUGACGGCUUGGCUACAUGCUCGGUACUUUGUAGCGAGAUAUCACAUUGGUCGGCCUCUGCUACACCGUGCUUUGGAAAGACCAUCGUCUCUCACCGAAGGACACCUCCGAAAAUGUCGCGAUGCCAUCAGCGCUGUUCUCGCCUGGGCUUCCGUCAUUCAAGUCACCGAUACAAUGAGGAGUUGCAAUCCUCUCAAGUUCUUCGUCUGCAGCCAGAUAUUCGGCCAAAUAUGCGUCAUAUAUGCUCUGAGCGUAUCACCAUACCCUCACAUCCGCGACGUCGUAUCAGACGUCAACAAAAAAUGGACAAACUUCGCUCUUGGCUAUCUCGAAACUGGCGCAUUUUACAGUCCGGCAAUAGAGCAGGAUUUUAAAAUUGCAAAGAUUCUCUGCGAGGAUAUAGGAAAGAUAUGAACAUUAGGGAAGCUUGCAUUAUUGCAUUAAUCACCAUAGGUAGAUCAAAGUGCAUGCAGGGUUCGGGCUCGGUUUCCAAAUGAAGUCAAAAUCUGUAAUCAUAUCAAAUUUGCGUCACUAUC